UUUUUAUAAUAAUAAAAUGGAAAGUACUACUAAAGCAAUUGAAAAAGAGAACGCCCAGAUAAUCAGUCUAGAGAAGUCUGUCCUGGCAGAAGCCAAGGAGCAAGAGGUCACCACAUGUCAGAGCAUCCUCUAUAAGGUUCGUCAAGAUGAAGAAGUUAAGCCAUCGGACCUAGACUACGAAGAAGUUUCAGCAAACAGUAGACUUUACAUUUGGGCGAACCAAAUCUGUGAUGGCAAACUUUUGAAAAGUUUGAAGCGUCUUAAGGUUUUUGAUAUAGAUUGGCUUCAUUUGAUUGGGAUUGGUUCUAAAAAUAGGCGUUUUGUUUUAAAUUUCUUACAAUCCUCAUUCCCAAAUAAAAUUAAGAUUCUCGAUUUUUGGUCCAGUGGUCAAAUGGAUCUGAAAAGGUGCAACUACUUAAACUCCCUGACCACACUCAGCUCCAAAGUCGUUCAAAAAGUUGACUUUAGAAAUUUCAGCAUCGGCCCACCCCAACUCAAGAAGCUGGUGGCAGCUUUCAGACAUGUGAGAACUUUGAGAUUGGAAUAUUGCAGGCUAUCUAUCCCAAGUGUUCCUGAUUUGUCAAAGGCUCUGAAGAAUUGCCAAAUACAGGGAAUAGAUUUAGAAGGAUCAGGAAACUCGAGUAGAAGUGAUUGGGAGAACAACUUCGACGAGUUCGAGAACUUAGUUAAAGGGUUAGCAAGCUCUCCAGAUUUAAGAUUGAGUCUUAAAAUAGUAUUUGUCUCUUACUGCGGCGGAGUAACCCAAAAUAAAGCUGAACAAGUCUUUGAAGAAAACCAGCUUGAAGGAGUUAAAAUAAUUGGUGGAGAUUAAAUUUUGGUUAAA
Messenger RNA from Moneuplotes crassus, 844 nucleotides. NCBI's taxonomy places the organism in Eukaryota, Ciliophora, Spirotrichea, Euplotida, Euplotidae. The record is from the annotation of a GenBank genome assembly.